Messenger RNA from Salvelinus fontinalis (brook trout), 1090 nucleotides. RefSeq names its product cilia- and flagella-associated protein 251-like. Lineage: Eukaryota; Metazoa; Chordata; Actinopteri; Salmoniformes; Salmonidae. The transcript has 2 exons. The record is from RefSeq and is a predicted model, not a curated record. Bases 278 to 883 code for a protein of 201 amino acids.
AAUGCUGUUAGUGUGACGUAUAAUCUAGUGGACGGAACGCUUCUUUCAGCAGCAGCAACAGUUAGUCCGCCACCUCGGUAGCUUGCUAGCCAAAAUAGCCGAACCCAUAAAGCUCUUUAGACGCUUUAGUGUAUAUUAGCCACUGUAUUUUAAACCCUUGUCUGUCGUCUAGUUAGUUAGUUAUCCUAUUUAAUUUCAUAUUUACGGUGCUGUUGUUAUUAUUCAGCUAGCGGACUGGUUAAGUUAGCAUUAGCCUAGCUAGCUAACAUCUCCGACCAUGAGUUCACUAAAUGACUCUCUUCCUGCUGAAGAAGAGACGGUCUGUUGGACGGAGAAAGAAGCUCUCAUCAAAGAGGAGGAGGAAGAGAAGGAUGUUACAAUACAAAAACAAGUAGAGGGUGAGGUUGUUACCCUGAAAGAAGAAGAGAAAGACGUUUCAGUGAAAGAAGACGAAGACGUUACAGUGAAAGAAGAGGCGUUCAGAGUGAAAGAGGAAGACGUUACAGUGAAAGAAGAGGGGUUCCGAGUGAAAGAGGAGGAAGGUGUUACAGUAAAAGAUGAGGAGGAUUCAGUUUUUGAAGUGAAAGCGGAGGAGGGGGAGAAUACGGUCUCAUCGGAAGAAGAGGAGGAAGAAACUGGAUAUCUGGGCCCGAUUUCCCAAACGCAAUUUAAGGCAUCCAGUGGUUCUAAAGAUGAACUUAGCCAUAAGAUGGUUUUGAGAAACCGGGCCGUGAUUACCACUGCCCAACCAGAAGAGAAGAAACUCUUCCUGAACCACCUCCUCUUGCUGUCCUUCAUACAUUCUGACGUUGCUGGUAAUCGGCUACACAAGCAGUCGGCAACCUACAUUUGGAGUGCAAAUGUAUCUUACCAUUUCUACUGAUCUGGUGCCAGUUAUGAUUUUCAUAUGUUCAUUUUACUGGAACAGUUUCAUUUAAUUUAUAAUAGUAUCUCAAAAUCAUUGUCUGUGAUUAAUCUACAUUCUAUGUAAAUGAAAGUUAUACAAAUCUAAAAGUAACUUUUAUUGCCAUUGCCAACUAUGUAAAAAAUAGCCUACAUAAAGCCAACAAAUAAAAACAUUGCAAAUAAA